UGAGCUCUUUCGGGCGCGCGGGGCUGCAGCAAGGCAUGGGCGCCCCCCUAUCCCCGUGGGCGCCCUGCCGCACGCACAUGGCCCGGCGGUAGGCGCGCGGUGCGGCCUGGGAGAGUCGGAAGCGCGGCGAGGCCCGGCGAGGCGGCAGCGAAGGGCCAUGCAGGACGCGGAGAACGUGGCGGCGCCCGAGGCGGCCGAGCAGCGGGCCGAGACCGGGCAGCAGCAGCCGGCCGCCGAGCCGCCGCCGGGGGAGGAGCCGGCGCGGCCCGGCGCGCAGGAGGCGGCGGGCGGCGAGGACGAGGAGGCUGAGCCGGGGCCUGAUGUGCCGGCCGAGCCCGCGGCGGACGAGGAGGAGAAGGCCGGCGCGACCCACGGCGUGUCCCCGCUGCCGGCCGAGGAUUCCCCCACCCCGGCCGCGGACGAGGCCCCGGCGGGGCAGGUGCGGGACGCUGCGUCAGAGACCGGGUCCGAGGGGUCGAGCGGGGAGCCGGGCGGCGCGGCGGAGAACGGCGGCGCGGACGAGCCCUCCUUCAGCGACCCCGAGGACUUCGUGGAGGACGUGAGCGAGGAAGAAUUACUGGGCGAUAUACUCAAAGAUCGGCCACAGGAAGCAGAUGGAAUCGAUUCCGUGAUUGUGGUCGACAAUGUUCCUCAAGUGGGACCUGACCGUCUGGAGAAACUCAAAAACGUCAUCCAUAAGAUCUUUUCCAAGUUUGGGAAAAUCACAAAUGAUUUUUAUCCAGAGGAGGAUGGAAGGACAAAAGGGUAUAUUUUCCUGGAGUACGCAUCCCCUGCCCAUGCUUUGGAUGCUGUGAAAAAUGCCGAUGGCUACAAGCUCGACAAGCAGCACACAUUCAGAGUCAACCUCUUCACCGAUUUUGACAAGUACAUGACUAUCAGUGAUGAGUGGGAUAUUCCAGAGAAACAGCCUUUCAAAGACCUGGGAAACUUACGUUAUUGGCUUGAAGAGGCAGAAUGCAGAGAUCAGUACAGUGUGAUAUUUGAGAGUGGAGACCGCACUUCCAUAUUCUGGAAUGACGUGAAGGAUCCGGUCUCCAUUGAAGAGAGAGCGAGAUGGACAGAGACGUAUGUGCGUUGGUCUCCUAAGGGCACCUACCUGGCGACCUUUCAUCAGCGAGGCAUUGCUCUUUGGGGGGGAGAGAAAUUCAAACAAAUUCAGAGAUUCAGCCACCAAGGGGUUCAGCUUAUUGAUUUCUCACCUUGUGAAAGGUACCUGGUGACUUUUAGCCCCCUGAUGGACACUCAGGAUGACCCUCAGGCCAUCAUCAUCUGGGACAUCCUUACCGGGCAGAAGAAGAGAGGUUUUCACUGUGAAAGCUCAGCCCAUUGGCCUAUUUUUAAGUGGAGCCAUGAUGGUAGAUUCUUUGCCAGAAUGACACUCGAUACUCUCAGUAUCUAUGAAACUCCUUCUAUGGGUCUUUUGGACAAGAAGAGCUUGAAGAUCUCUGGCAUAAAAGACUUCUCCUGGUCUCCCGGUGGUAACAUAAUAGCCUUUUGGGUGCCUGAAGAUAAGGAUAUUCCAGCCAGGGUAACCCUGAUGCAACUUCCUACCAGACAAGAGAUCAGAGUUAGGAAUCUAUUUAAUGUUGUGGAUUGCAAGCUACAUUGGCAGAAAAAUGGAGAUUACUUGUGUGUUAAAGUAGAUAGGACUCCAAAAGGUACCCAGGGUGUUGUCACAAAUUUUGAAAUUUUCCGAAUGAGAGAAAAACAGGUGCCUGUCGAUGUGGUCGAAAUGAAAGAAACCAUCAUAGCCUUCGCCUGGGAGCCGAACGGGAGUAAGUUUGCCGUGCUGCAUGGGGAAGCUCCUCGGAUAUCGGUGUCUUUCUACCACGUGAAGAACAAUGGCAAGAUCGAGCUCAUCAAGAUGUUUGAUAAACAGCAGGCCAACACCAUCUUCUGGAGCCCCCAAGGACAGUUCGUCGUGCUGGCUGGUCUGCGGAGUAUGAACGGCGCCUUGGCCUUCGUUGACACUUCGGACUGUACGGUCAUGAAUAUCGCGGAGCACUACAUGGCCUCCGACGUCGAGUGGGAUCCGACCGGGCGCUAUGUCAUCACGUCCGUGUCCUGGUGGAGCCACAAGGUGGACAAUGCCUAUUGGCUGUGGACGUUCCAGGGCCGCCUCCUGCAGAAGAACAGCAAGGACCGCUUCUGCCAGCUGCUGUGGAGGCCUCGGCCCCCCACCCUCCUGAGCCAGGAUCAGGUCAAGCAAAUUAAAAAGGAUCUGAAGAAAUACUCCAAGAUCUUUGAACAGAAGGAUCGUUUGAGCCAAUCCAAAGCCUCAAAGGAAUUAGUGGAGAGAAGACGAACCAUGAUGGAAGAUUUCCGAAAAUACCGGAAAAUGGCUCAAGAACUCUAUAUGGAGCAGAAAAACGCACGGCUGGAAUUGCGAGGAGGUGUGGACACGGACGAGCUGGACAGCAACGUGGACGACUGGGAGGAGGAGACCAUCGAGUUCUUCGUCACCGAAGAAAUUAUUCCGCUUGGAAGCCAGGAGUGAUCCGAGAGCCCUGCGCGAGCGGACGGUGUCCCCUUGUUGCAGCGUCACCGUGUGUUGUGCUGGAACCGAGGUCAUCCUUUUGCGGAAAGCCUGCCCACUCUUGACUUUUCACCUGCGCUUUCUCCCGCCCGGGCUGUGGCCGCGCCUGGGACUCGCCGUCUCCACACGUCGCUGUGCCUUUCAGCCACUGGUACCCAGGGUGGGGGAGGUUUGCCGGCGCUGCUCUCGGUUUUCUCUCGCUGGGUUUCCAAUCGCACCGAAGACUGGGCCCUGCCUCACGCGGCCAGCGCCGUCCACAGCCGCGCGGGGUCCCUCCAGGGCUCCCUGGCCGCCAGCAGGGAAGCCGCUUGGGGCGCCAGCGCGUCCCCCGCCAUUCAGGUUGUGACAGGUUCUCUCAACAGGCUGAACGUGGAAAUAAAAGCAAACCUGUAUGAAAAA
Molecule: messenger RNA, 2956 nt
Organism: Balaenoptera musculus (blue whale)
Lineage: Eukaryota; Metazoa; Chordata; Mammalia; Artiodactyla; Balaenopteridae
Gene: EIF3B
Product: eukaryotic translation initiation factor 3 subunit B
Exons: 19
Coding region: 158-2518 (786 amino acids)
Biological process (GO): translational initiation
Cellular component (GO): eukaryotic translation initiation factor 3 complex
Molecular function (GO): translation initiation factor binding; translation initiation factor activity; RNA binding
Source: RefSeq, a predicted model, not a curated record